UGUUUAGCUAAAUACAACAAAUUACUCCUCCCCAGUAAUUCACAAGGCUUUUACACUAAUUUAAAAAUUGUUUUAAAGAAUACGUAUUGCAUUUUCGCCGAAAAUGAGCACCUCUACGUUGUCCACUCCAGUGGCCUCGAAGUCGGUGCUGGUCAAAUACAAGCGCUUGGACAAGGAGGCCAGGUCGCCACUUUUCGGAGUACUCGAUAAGUUUAGCAUUGCCGAGCAGGUGGAGGUGAGACGCAACUCCAGGCAGCUUCCCCAGCUGCUGAUGGCCACAUGGCGCGAGACCUACACUUGUCUAGAUUUUGAAGAGUUCCAAAAACAACUGAUCGGCGAGGCACUGCAGCAAUUUCUGCGCAAGAUGCGCCGCCACUUCAGCAGCGUGCGCUUCAACAGCGACCAGCUGCAGGAGCAGCUCAAUCUGUUGGAGCGCUGUGGCAUUAACGAGCUGCCCGGCGUGCGCGAGUGCGAGAUCCGUUGGGAUAGCAGCAAGGGCGACAACUGUGCCAUGUGGCCGCUCCACUCGCUGCCCAAGCUGCUGACGCGUCUGCAUCGCCUGCAGCUGCACAUGCCCGUGCAGAUGGGUUUCGUUGAGCAGUUCGGUCAGCUGAAGCUAUUGGCGCUGCACGAGGAUGUCUCGCCGGAGGCAUUCGCUGCCAUUUGGGACAGCUGUGAGCGCUUGAAGUGCUUACAGAUAUUGGGGAGCGGCAAGGCAGAUAUAACCGGCAUCUCCAGGUGCACAAAACUGCAGGAGUUAACGCUACCCGUGGCAGCCAUAGAUGUGAGCACCGCUACGGAGAUUUGUCAGCUGCCGCAGCUGAAAUUCCUUGAGCUGCAACAGAAGGAGGCGAACGCAGAGACGACACUCGUUGCCAUGUCCUUGAUACUGUAUUGCCGUACCAACGAUAUCAAAACAAUACAGAUCAAUGGCAGCCACUUGGGCAGUGCCGAGUGGCUGCUCAGCCUGGAGCUGCAACGCUGCAUGCGGCUGGACGGGCUCAUGCUGAUCGAUUGUCAAUUUGGUGCCAUGGACGUGACGACGCUUUGCAUGCUGCCGAUGCUCAGCUAUGCGGCAUUCUGUCAUUGCUCCAAUCUCAACAAUGAACAGGUGGCGGCCUUUGUUAACGCCUGCCCGGUGCUCACACAGCUCUACUUGAUCGACUGCCCCCAACUGACGAUCCAGCUGCUAUACAGUCUGUUUAAUAUGCGUUGCAUAGAGCAGUUGGGUACUCCUGCUCUAGGACUGUAUUUGCAAGAGGGUGAGCCACUCCUAGAGGAAUUCAAGCUAAAUUUUAGCAAGCAGCAGACACUGGAAUUGCUGGAGACACCUUUGGAGGACAGUCAUGUGCAGCACGUGCAGUUCAUAUUUCUUCAACCCGAGUCCAGGCAGCAAUAAAUGUUUCUAGUCCGUUUUGAAUCAUUAA
Drosophila novamexicana is the source of this 1427-nucleotide messenger RNA. RefSeq lists its product as uncharacterized. Lineage: Eukaryota; Metazoa; Arthropoda; Insecta; Diptera; Drosophilidae. The coding region runs from base 104 to 1399 and encodes 431 amino acids. The transcript is spliced from 2 exons. The record is from RefSeq and is a predicted model, not a curated record.